CUCCCGCGGUUGAACCAAAUCAGAACUGUCACUCAGGGCCUGUGAGUCAGAAGGGAUCGGAUUACACGAUCCCUGAAACUGAUGCCGGAGCUGCACGAGCGGGAGGGAGCGGGCUGGGGCAGCGCCACCGGCGCGCUCGCACACUCGCACUCGCGCACACUCGUCGCUCCCACUCGCUGGCGCCGCUCGCCAGCCCUCCCUGAGCGCCCCGCGGCUGCCCGCGUCGCAACAUGCCCGCUGCGGGCGCCACCCGCUUGCGGUAGCCCGAGCCACCCGCGACCGCGCGGAGCCGGGAGCCGUCCGCUCGCUCCCCGGACGUGGGUCUAUGGGAAGUUCGGGGACUUGACAGUCGCCGCCACCGCAGGCGUUCCUCCUAGAAGACAGCUGAAGUAAUGAGAAGACAUCAUGGAGGCCCAGUCCCACAGCUCCACGAACACUGAGAAGAAGAAAGUCGAGAAUUCCAUCGUGAAAUGCUCCACUCGAACAGAUGUCAGCGAGAAAGCCGUGGCCUCCAGCACCACUUCCAAUGAGGAUGAAAGUCCUGGACAGAUCUAUCACCGAGAGAGAAGAAACGCCAUCACUAUGCAGCCACAGAGUGUGCAGGGGCUCAGCAAAAUCAGUGAGGAGCCUUCAACGUCUAGUGACGAGAGGGCCUCAUUGAUCAAGAAGGAGAUCCAUGGAUCCCUACCACACUUGGCGGAGCCCUCGGUACCUUACCGUGGGACGGUGUUUGCCAUGGACCCCAGGAAUGGUUAUAUGGAGCCCCACUAUCAUCCUCCUCAUCUUUUUCCUGCCUUCCACCCUCCUGUGCCAAUUGAUGCCAGACAUCAUGAGGGCCGUUACCAUUAUGAUCCGUCUCCUAUUCCUCCAUUGCAUGUGCCUUCUGCCUUAUCUAGUAGCCCGACGUAUUCAGACCUGCCCUUCAUUAGGAUCUCCCCGCAUCGGAACCCUGCUGCAGCUUCUGAGUCUCCCUUCAGCCCUCCACACCCCUAUAUUAAUCCUUACAUGGACUACAUCCGAUCCCUGCACAGCAGCCCAUCCCUGUCCAUGAUCUCAGCAGCCCGGGGGCUGAGCCCUACAGAUGCCCCCCAUGCUGGAGUCAGCCCUGCGGAGUACUAUCACCAGAUGGCCCUGCUGGCCGGCCAGCGCAGCCCCUAUGCUGACAUCCUCCCCUCUGCUGCCACUGCUGGUGCAGGGGCCAUCCACAUGGAAUAUCUUCAUGCCAUGGAUAGCACCAGAUUCCCCAGCCCCAGGCUGUCAGCCAGGCCGAGCCGAAAACGCACCCUGUCCAUAUCACCACUGUCCGAUCAUAGCUUUGACCUUCAGACCAUGAUAAGGACAUCUCCCAACUCCCUGGUCACAAUUCUCAAUAAUUCCCGUAGCAGCUCUUCAGCCAGUGGCUCCUAUGGUCACUUAUCUGCAAGUGCAAUCAGUCCCGCCUUGAGCUUCACCUACCCGUCUGCACCCGUCUCUCUCCAUAUGCAUCAACAGAUCUUAAGUCGACAGCAAAGCUUAGGCUCUGCCUUUGGACACAGCCCUCCACUCAUUCACCCCGCCCCAACUUUUCCAACACAGAGGCCUAUUCCAGGGAUCCCUACAGUUCUUAACCCAGUCCAGGUCAGCUCCGGCCCUUCUGAGUCCUCACAGCAGAACAAGCCCACAAGUGAGUCUGCAGUGAGCAGCACCGGCGACCCGAUGCACAAUAAACGGUCCAAGAUCAAACCUGACGAAGACCUCCCCAGCCCAGGGGCGCGGGGGCAGCAGGAACAGCCAGAAGGAACAACGCUAGUCAAGGAGGAAGGGGACAAAGAUGAGAGCAAACAGGAGCCUGAAGUCAUCUAUGAGACCAACUGCCACUGGGAAGGCUGCACAAGGGAGUUUGACACCCAGGAUCAACUUGUGCACCAUAUCAAUAAUGACCAUAUUCAUGGAGAGAAAAAGGAGUUUGUGUGCCGGUGGCUUGACUGCUCAAGGGAACAGAAACCCUUCAAAGCCCAGUACAUGUUGGUAGUGCAUAUGAGGAGACACACGGGCGAGAAGCCUCACAAAUGCACUUUUGAAGGUUGCACAAAGGCCUACUCGAGACUAGAAAACUUGAAAACGCACUUGAGAUCUCACACUGGAGAGAAACCAUACGUCUGUGAGCAUGAAGGCUGCAACAAGGCCUUCUCAAAUGCCUCUGAUCGCGCCAAGCACCAAAACAGAACACAUUCCAAUGAGAAACCUUAUGUCUGCAAAAUCCCAGGCUGCACUAAACGUUACACAGACCCAAGUUCCCUUCGGAAACACGUGAAGACUGUGCAUGGCCCUGAGGCUCAUGUCACCAAGAAGCAGCGUGGGGACAUGCAUCCUCGGCCCCCGCCUCCAAGAGAUUCUGGCAGUCAUUCACAGUCCAGGUCACCUGGCCGGCCGACUCAGGGAGCCCUUGGGGAGCAGAAGGACCUCAGCAACACUACCUCAAAGCGGGAGGAGUGCCUCCAGGUGAAGACGGUCAAGGCCGAGAAACCCAUGACAUCUCAGCCAAGCCCUGGUGGUCAGUCUUCAUGCAGCAGCCAACAGUCCCCCAUCAGCAACUAUUCCAACAGUGGGCUCGAGCUUCCUCUGACCGAUGGAGGUAGUGUAGCAGACCUCAGUGCCAUCGAUGAAACCCCAGUCAUGGACUCGACCAUUUCCACUGCAACCACAGCCCUUGCUUUGCAAGCCAGGAGGAACCCUGCAGGGACCAAAUGGAUGGAGCACGUAAAACUAGAAAGGCUAAAACAAGUGAAUGGAAUGCUUCCUCGACUGAACCCCAUUCUACCCCCCAAAGCCCCUGCGGUCUCUCCUCUCAUAGGAAAUGGCACACAGUCCAGUAACAACUGCAGUUCGGGCGGGCCCAUGACUCUUCUUCCGAACAGAAGUGAGCUCUCCGGGGUGGACCUCACCAUGCUGAACAUGCUCAACAGGAGGGACAGCAGCACCAGCACCAUCAGUUCUGCCUACCUGAGCAGCCGCCGCUCCUCGGGCAUCUCGCCCUGCUUCUCCAGCCGCAGGUCCAGCGAGGCAUCACAGGCCGAGGGACGGCCCCAGAACGUGAGCGUUGCGGACUCCUACGACCCCAUCUCCACGGACGCCUCACGCAGGUCCAGCGAGGCCAGCCAGGGUGACGGGCUGCCCAGCCUGCUCAGCCUCACUCCUGCCCAGCAGUAUCGCCUAAAGGCCAAGUACGCUGCUGCCACGGGAGGGCCACCACCCACGCCCCUGCCGCACAUGGAGAGGCUGAGCCUGAAGACCAGGAUGGCCCUACUAGGGGACAGCAAGGAGACCGGCGUGACGCUGCCUCCUGUCCACCCUCCGCGGAGAUGCAGCGACGGGGGUGCCCACAGCUACGGCCGCCGCCAUUUGCUGCCUCAUGAUGCACUGGGGAAUGGCGUGAGGAGAGCCAGCGACCCUGUGCGGACCGUGUCGGAGAACCUGACCCUACCCAGGGUUCAGCGUUUCAGCAGCCUCAACAGCUUCAAUCCUCCGGGUUUGCCUCCAUCUGUGGAAAAGCGAAACUUAGUGCUUCAGAAUUACACCCGGCCUGAGGGCAGCCAGCCCCGUCACUUCCAUACGUCCCCCUGUCCUCCCAGCAUCACCGAGAAUGUUACCCUGGAGUCCCUGACCAUGGACGCCGAUGCCAACUUGAACGACGAGGACUUCUUACCGGAUGACGUGGUGCAGUAUUUAAAUUCCCAGAACCAAGCAGGGUAUGGGCAGCACUUGCAGAGUGCCAUCUCAGACGACAGCAAGGUAUCCCAUGGGCCCAGCGACUUUGACCCACCUGGGCUGCCAGACAGCCACAUUGGCCAGCAAUACCAUUCCCUGGAGCAGCCUUGCACGGAAGGCAGCAAAACCGAUUUACCUAUUCAGUGGAAUGAAGUCAGCUCUGGAAGUGCAGACCUGUCCUCCUCCAAGCUAAAAUGUGGCCAGCAGUCCAGGAUGCAGCAGGCCCGAGCUUUUGGGUUAUAUAACAACAUGGUGGUCCACCCCCAGAAUCCAUGGAGGGGUGAGAACAGCCCUGCAGGGGGAUAUCAGACCCUGGGGGAGAAUGGCAGCUCCUACAGUGGCCCAGAGCAUUUGGUGAUACACAGUGGCAGGGGCACUGGCAUGAAUGGAAAUGCCUUCCAUGAACAGUCCUAUAAAGCCCAGCAGUAUGGGAGCUGUCUCAACAGGCAGCCAGUGGCCCCUAGUGCUCUAGACAGUACCUGCAGUGCUGGGAUACAAGGUUCGAAGCUGAAAAGCACCACCAUGCAAGGGAAUGGGGGUCCGCUGGAUUUUGGCCUGUCUGCGGCACCAAAUGAGUCAGCUGGCAGCACAGUGAAUGGCAUGCAGACCCAAGACCCAAUAGGACAGGGGUAUCUCCCUCACCAGCUACUCAGCGACAGCAUGCAGCAUCAGGGGGCAGGCCGCCCCAGUCAGCAGAUGCUAGGACAGGUUAGUGCUACCUCACACAUCAACGUCUAUCAAGGGCCAGAGAGCUGCCUACCUGGGACUCACAGCAUCAGCAGCCAACCAUCAAGCUUGGCAGUUGUCAGGGGCUACCAGCCAUGUGCCAGCUAUGGGGGCAGCAGGCGCCAGGCUAUGCCGAGGGGCGGCCUCACUCUGCAGCAAGGACAGCUCAGUGACACAAAUCAAGCCUGCAGGGUGAAUGGCAUCAAGAUGGAGAUGCAAGGACAGCCCCAGCAGCUCUGUUCUAAUAUGCAGAAUUACUCUGGUCAGUUCUAUGACCAAACCAUGGGCUUCAGUCAGCAAGACACGAAAGCCGGUUCAUUUUCCAUUUCAGCUGCCAACUGCCUGCUACAGGGAGCCGGCGCCGAAAACUCUGAAUUACUUUCCCCAGGUGCUAACCAGGUGACAAGCACAGUUGACAGCCUCGACAGCCAUGACCUAGAAGGGGUGCAGAUUGAUUUUGAUGCCAUUAUAGAUGAUGGGGACCACUCCAGCCUGAUGUCAGGGGCCCUGAGCCCAAGUAUCAUUCAGAACCUUUCCCAUAGUUCCUCCCGCCUCACCACACCAAGAGCGUCCCUCCCAUUCCCAGCCCUAUCUGUGAGCACCACCAACAUGGCUAUCGGGGACAUGAGUUCUUUGCUGACCUCCCUCGCGGAAGAAAGCAAAUUCCUUGCAGUUAUGCAAUAGGCGUUAGCAAGAAAGACUGCAAACAGACGUAAAACUUUAGGAGUUGAAAGAUUAAAUUGACUCCAUUUUUGGCUGGUUUGUUUUUUUAGUUCUGUAUGUAUUUUAGCAAUCUCAUCUCAUCAAACUGGGAUGUGUUUCAAGUAUAUUCCUUUUAUGGAAAAGGACUCUGAAAAACCCUAAGGUAUUCUAGGGAGAAACUGUCUUCCAUUUCAGUUUUGAAUCAGUAUUGUUACACUCAAACCACCCUCUUCUUUUUUUUUUUAACUGUAAGCCCGCCCCCUUUUUUAGUAAACCAAUGUAAAUGUGUGAUGUGCAUGUUCCUUCUUUUAGAAGAGAAGUCAAGUUAAAGGAUUUGACAUGUUUCUCUGUUACUCCAAGGAAAACGGAGUUAGUAUGCUUGUGACCGAAGGGGUUACAUGUCCAGUUUUCUUUCUUCCUUUUUUUUUCUUCUUUCUUACAUAUGCUCAAUGUUUUGUUUUUGUUUUCUAUUUUUUAAUUCCCACAUUGGGCACAAGAAUCAGAAUAUGGAUAGUGAGUUUAAGAAUCUUCCAUGGGUGCACUGUAGCAUAGAUAGCAGAUUUUGACAUGCUCCCAAACCCUAAUCCAAUUCAGGGCAUACUUUUGAAAGCUACACAGAAGUGGAGACCUGGGGCUCUUGCAAAUGAAAAUAGUUUGCUCACAGUUUGGGUUUUCAAUUCUUCCUAUCCAUAAGCGUGUUUGGGGUGGGUAUUUCUAUAUGGUCAGUUCUCAGUUAUCUUAUUUGCCUUCCCUCUCUAUCUUCAGGAGCAUUCAGCACUGUUUAAUGCUGCAGGGAGAGAGAGAGGACAGGCAGUUGGUGACACUCAGACAUGCUGCUACUUUUAUUUGUUCUAGUAAGAAGUUAGGUAGAUUCUAGAUUGAAGCAAUUGGGUAGAAUUAGUUUGGGGAAUACUGCUGGGCUUGCUAUAUUUGUUGAUUAGAUCCCAUCUCUUUCUCCAUUGACAUAGAUAACUGAGAAUUGAUGUUCAUAGUUCUAAGUAUAUAGGUUUUUAAACAACCCCACAACUGGCUAUACCAUUAACAUUUAUUAAUUCCACUAUAGGAUUUCUAUUCUAUGUGCCCUAUUGAAAGGGAUUUGUAAAAUUUAGUUGUAAAAGGAAAAGCUCACAUACAUUGAUAUUGGGAAUAAAUUGCUUCAACCAUUUGUAGCAUUUGAGAACAUAAAAGAAGAUACUUAAUAGCUGUGUGUGGAUACCGUUGUUCUUAUUCUCUCUGUCCAGUGCAGCAUCCAUUUAAGAAGUUAAAUGUUAUAUACCAUUAGUCCUUAUUAUGGACUAGUAUCUUUUCUUCUGUUUUGGAUUAAAACAUAUAAAGAUUUAAAAAGUGCAGCUACUCCCCAUGUGCAAUUGAUACACAUAAAAGUCAUACUGUGUGUGCAAAAAGAGUACAUGGAUUAUUCAGCAUAUUGCUUUUAAAAAUAUGUAAUUAUUAAAAAUAUUAACACCUCAAGCAACCUGCUGUAUUCUGUCCCCUAUUAGCCCCUGGAGUUGGAUUUAUCCAAAGUGAUUCACUCUUCAAUUGUGUGGCUUUGUCCCUUAAUUUGUACCUUUUAAAUUAAUAGAAAGACAACAAUCAAGUAAAACAAAGUGAUAAAUAAUAGAAAGAAUGUUAGGACCUGCCUUUAUAUAUAUAAAUACAUUUAUUUUCUGUUACUUGGACCAAGAAUCUCAGCACAGAGGUAAAUUUGCCAUUUAAGAUUUUGUGGCUAAGACUAUUGGGUUUGCUUUCAACUAGAUGUUCCUGAGACUUAGCAGAGUAAUAGUGGCAAAUCUUCCUUCAUGUCCUACUGUCCUUCCACAAGUAGCCCCUCCUUUUAAAUCAAAGGAUAUCUCCCAUUUGGAACAGCCCAUAAGCAAAAGAGAACUGAUCUGAGCUCAGGACAGUAGAGUUUCUAUAACUUUUCAGCUGAAAAGCAAGGUUUUUCUCUAUUCCUCAGACAGGUCACCUUCUUAUUACAAAAUCAAUGAUCUGUUCCCUGAAUCUCAUUUUUCCGCAAACCUUACAGUCUCCAGGAACUAGGUUUAUCUUGAAUGCUGCUAUGGUUUGGCCCCAUCUGUUCCCUAUUCCUGAGCAAGGAGACUGGAUCCUGCCAUACUGCUCUCUCUCCAGCAGACUUCUUUCCUGGUAGUAUUCUUGCAGGGGACCUGCAUUACCAUAAUCCUUCUUGGAAGGAUGGACAGCAGUGGGGACCAGGACUAUCAUCAUCCUAAUCUUCUGCUUUUCCCUCUGGUUUCAUGUUACUCUCUGAUUUUCCUCCUUUAAGUUUUCUUUUCUGUCCUUGUUUUCCUUGCUGUGGCUUUGAACUUGCAGGAGACACAUGUUUCAACUUAAUAUUUGGCCUCUCUCUAUAUAUGGAAAUCUUCAGAAAGGAGGGAAGAAGAAAGUGCUUUCCCAGGAUUUUGAUGAUCUGUAGUGACAGUCAAAUGGAAGGAAGGUCUUGUAAGAUCACUUAGAAGUAUCCUAUGGGGACAAGGGAUUUCUGCAGACUUGUUAUCUCAUAUCGAAGGACCACCCACAACCUCCAACCUUCUUUCCAUUUCUCUGACCUGUGCAUCUAGAAAGAUAGCACUUACUCAUUAAUGUCACCAUUUACUCUUUAAUAAAAAAUGCAGGCCCAUACAAUCUGCAUUAAACAUGUUUUUAUUUUUCAAGCCAUUUUUACUGUCUAAAGAACAAAUUAAACCACCCCUGUGCUCCUCACACAUUGCUCAUCCUCUUGAGCCACAAAGUUUUGAUUCUUGCGAUGUAUGUGCCUUAUUUUAUGUUGAUCUUGUCAAUGAGAGGGACCAGUUGGUGUGGCCCAAUCAGCGCGCCAAGGCUGUUUGCUCAGUGAGCCCGCAGGCAAGCAAGCAACUGUUGCAGAGUCUAAGCUUUCUUGUAACCUGGUUUCCUGUGUUGUUUUGAACUGAUAGGAGGAUGUUCUCGUCUGACAAGUUACCCUUGUGUAUCCUGCAAAUGUGUAAGAUAAAAUACAAGUUCGUUUUUUUCACCUUUUUUAGAUUUUUAAAAAAUAAAAUGUGUAAUCCUUUUUAAAAAGAAACACAUGUAAAUACAUUUAAGUAUUGUAGGCAAAGUGUUCGAAUGUGACCGGCCCCGGCCUUCCCUGGAAAAGCCUGCAGCCGCUCCAUGCUCCGCACCCACCUGGAGCCCAGAGCACCACAGCCCAGACACAGAUGAACUCUACCUUGACUUUCAGAACCACUUAGUCCUUUUGUAACAAAGAAAAAAAAAAUGUUUCUUACAAUGUCAAUAAAAAACUCUUUGUACUGAA
Molecule: messenger RNA, 8467 nt
Organism: Marmota monax (woodchuck)
Lineage: Eukaryota; Metazoa; Chordata; Mammalia; Rodentia; Sciuridae
Gene: Gli3
Product: GLI family zinc finger 3
Exons: 15
Coding region: 406-5157 (1583 amino acids)
Biological process (GO): regulation of transcription by RNA polymerase II; smoothened signaling pathway
Cellular component (GO): nucleus
Molecular function (GO): DNA-binding transcription factor activity, RNA polymerase II-specific; RNA polymerase II cis-regulatory region sequence-specific DNA binding
Source: RefSeq, a predicted model, not a curated record